CCUAUUCUGCACCACAUAGUUCUCGGUCGCAUUUUCAAACCUUGUUUUGCCAUGGCAUCAACUUCCAUCAACCCCAUAAUACCAGGCUUCGCACCGGAUCCAUCUAUCAUUUUGCUUGAUGGAACUUUUUUCCUCGUGAAUUCAACGUUUCACAUGUUUCCUGGUCUGCCAAUAUACGCUUCGAAGGAUCUCAUUUCGUGGAAGCAUAUCAGCAACGCAAUCCAUCGGCAAAGCCAACUUAGUCUGAAGUUCUCUGACACCAGACUGGCUGAAAAGGAUGAAGCCGGUGAUGUGAUGCAUGUUACUGGCGGCUUAUAUGCUCCCACGAUCCGUCAUCACAAUGGCACCGUCUACGUUGUAUGCACAAACAUCCUCCAUAUGGGUGGUUCGGAUAAAGAUGUGACCGAGAAUUUCAUCGUCUCAGCGACUGACAUUUGGUCUGGAGAGUGGAGUGAUCCAGUCUACUUCGACUUCCAUGGCAUAGAUCCAAGUAUCUUCUUCGACAACGAUGGAAAAGUAUACAUGCAGGGUUCUGCUUCUCCUGGCCCAAUGACAAGGAUUCAUUUGUUUGAGAUUGACCUCCAAACCGGGAAGAAACUUACUGAGGAGAAAGAAAUAUGGCAAGGGACCGGAGGAAUCUAUCCUGAAGGUCCUCAUAUGUACAAAGCGGACUCGUGGUACUAUAUUAUGAUCUCUGAAAGUGGGACUUGUGAGGGCCAUAUGAUCACUGUGGCGAGGUCGAAAAACAUCUGGGGCCUUUACGAAGCAUUUGAACAGAAUCCGAUACUGACUGCUCGCGGCACCACUGAGUACAUCAGAGCGACAGGGCAUUGUGAUAUAGUGCGGGACGAGCGGGGGCAGUGGUGGGGUGUGUGUCUAAGAGUACGCAAAGACAAAGGCCGAUACACCCUUGGACGAGAGACUUUUCUCACCGUGGGAGAAUGGUCCGAAGGCAAAUGGCCGAAGUUGUCACAAGUCAAAAUGAAUCCAAUCCUGCAAAGUGGCAAAGAGUUGGUGCGUGCUGAGGGUCAGGCACGUCUGACCUCUUCACCCAUGGUUGAUUAUCUCUACAUUCGGGAUGCAAAGCUUGAUGACCACAAGUUUUCGAACAGCGGGAAGACUCUUACUCUGACAGCAAGUGACGGCAACUUCUCACAAUGGAAAGAUCCAGUCACCUUUGUCGGAAAGCGGCAACGAAGUCUUGUGGGAAGAUCAACAGUGCUGAUGCGGAAUCCCGAUAUAGCCACUGCAGGACUGGUGGCUGGUCUGGCAUACUACAAAGACGAGCACCGUUACAUGAGACUGUUCUAUGAUUACACAUCCUCGGAGAUUGUCUUUGAGGCCACUGUCACCUCCAAGAAGAUUUCAAAAGUUGCCCGGCACACUGUUCAGCUCCGAGGAUGGGUGGAAUUUCGGCUUGAAUAUACCGAGCUGUCUUACACAUUUUCUUACAGGAUUGACUCAGAGAUAGAUCUCUGGAUCUCAUUUGAAGCUCAGGAUACUCUAGAUAUGACAGCUCCUGACUUCAUAGGUCCUGUUGUUGGAUGUUUCGCAAAUUCAUCAGUGGGAGGAGGAGAAAUUCAGUUUGAAAACCUGGAGGUGGAAUGAGAACGUACAUCAAAAGGCAUUUGCC
Hyaloscypha bicolor E is the source of this 1633-nucleotide messenger RNA. RefSeq names its product glycoside hydrolase family 43 protein. The transcript is spliced from 3 exons. Gene Ontology annotation, molecular function: hydrolase activity, hydrolyzing O-glycosyl compounds. Bases 52 to 1608 code for a protein of 518 amino acids. The record is from RefSeq and is a predicted model, not a curated record. Gene Ontology annotation, biological process: carbohydrate metabolic process. NCBI's taxonomy places the organism in Eukaryota, Fungi, Ascomycota, Leotiomycetes, Helotiales, Hyaloscyphaceae.